Messenger RNA from Letharia columbiana, 1212 nucleotides. RefSeq lists its product as uncharacterized. Gene Ontology annotation, molecular function: mismatch base pair DNA N-glycosylase activity. NCBI's taxonomy places the organism in Eukaryota, Fungi, Ascomycota, Lecanoromycetes, Lecanorales, Parmeliaceae. Gene Ontology annotation, biological process: base-excision repair, AP site formation. The transcript has a single exon. The coding region runs from base 1 to 1212 and encodes 403 amino acids. The record is from RefSeq and is a predicted model, not a curated record.
AUGAGUGACACGCACAUCGAUGACCGAAGCGAUGCCCGAUUGAGGGAAGCCAUCGAAAGAUUGCCCGAUAAAGAGCGGGCUAAAGGUAUCAGCUUCUUCGAGCAACAUAAAAACGCUCAGGCAGUCUACGAUGCCCUUGACAGCUCAGUCUCCUCUUCUUCAUCAGAGAAUAUUACGGAUACGUUGUUACGGAUGAUGCGGUUACGGGAGAAGGCCAUUGAGGUGGAGCAAAAUCCUACACCAAGCUUCAAGGGUGCUCUCGACCAAUACACCUUCGCACAGACCCCAUCGCCAAACAGACGCGUCACAAGAUGGUUGAGUUCGAUUGAGACAUCUCCUACACCUGCGGUUACGUCAACCUGCAAAGUCCCUACCCCAGCUAUGUCUUCGCCUACCCGGAAAGCAUCAUCUCGAGCAACCUCACUGAAACGCAAAGCUACCGAGCCUGCCUCUGCUUCGCCCUCUCCCUCGAAAAAGAAGAAGCGCCCGUCCUCAUCCUACGCCCCGCCGUCAAAAUACGCCUAUCUAACCAACCACCUCACCGACUCCCUUGCCCCAAACUUGAUCUGCAUAUUCAUCGGCGUCAAUCCGGGCAUACGCACUGCAACCACCGGCCACGCAUACUCCCAUCCAUCCAAUCUCUUUUGGAAACUCGCUUAUAGCUCAGGCUGUACGCCGCGCCUUUGCAGGCCGGAAGAGGAUCAAGAUCUACCGCGAUUGUACGCGUUGGGACAUACGAAUAUCGUGAGCAGACCUACGAAGGAUGCGGGGGAACUGAGUAAGAGCGAGAUGGACGAAGGCGUGGCAAUUUUGGAGGAGAAGAUUAGGAAAUGGAGGCCGGAGAGUGUGGCAAUUGUAGGGAAGAGUAUUUGGGAGAGUGUUUGGAGAGUUAGGCACAAAAAGAAGUGUGGAAAGGAUGAUUUUAGGUAUGGGUGGCAGGAUGAUUCAGAGAGGAUGGGUAUUGUGGGGGUUGAGGGUGAAGAGGGAUGGCCUGGGGCGAGGGUUUUUGUGACGACUACUACUAGUGGGUUGGCUGCUGGGAUGAGGCCGCAUGAGAAGGAAGAGGUAUGGAGAGGAUUGGGAGAGUGGGUGAAGAGGAGGAGGAUAGAGAAGGGGAUACCUGAUGAGGGGGGCUUGAAGCUCGAAGUGGUCGGGGAUGGUGAAGGUAUGGAGGCUGUGAAGGAAGAGGUGGAGGAAGCUAUGGAGACAUGA